Molecule: messenger RNA, 777 nt
Organism: Striga asiatica
Lineage: Eukaryota; Viridiplantae; Streptophyta; Magnoliopsida; Lamiales; Orobanchaceae
Source: the annotation of a GenBank genome assembly
AUGCAAGUGAUGAAAAACUUCAACUCACCCAUGACCUUCUUCAGACCAAGCUACUUCAUAUACGCCAAAAGCAGUUUUAAAGGCUGUGUCGAUCAUAUUCUCGUGAAUCAUGGCAGCUGCAACAGCAUAUGUGACCCCACUCCAUAUUUCCCUCGACUGCAUUGUACACAUGUCAGGUUCUCCAUUUGGAAGCAUCCCGUUUGCUGCCCCCAUCCUCCCGUUUUUCACCUUCAACACAUUGAAGUUCUUCCCGUACACCUUCCUCGCCUUUUCAUACCUAAACCAGAAAUAAUCCUCACACCCUUUGUCCCCAACAAUCCCCGCCAGCCUGGACGCCGCCUGGAGUGCAGCCACCCACAGCCCCCCACAGUAAGCGCUCACUCCCGAAACCGACCACGUAUCAUACGUCUGGUCCGGAAAUCCCUCAUUCUCGAUCAUCCCAUCCCCAUCCCUAUCAAACUGUUCCAUAUAAGCCAUGGCCACAUAAACCGACGGCCACACGGCCCUCGCGAACCCCAAACUCCCAGUGGCAGCCACGUCCCUGUAAACCUGAAGCACAAACUUGGGAUUAAGAUCCUUCCACCUAUCCGUGUUAUGCAGAUUGUAGAAGUUGACCUCGAACCACGGGUCCCGCAUGCCAAUGUCGUGUGGCACGGCCCCGAGUGCUUUGCGUGGGGCAGACGAGCCAUCUUGGAGGAGGGUCGUCGGGGUAGGGUCGUGCAUGAGGACUGCGGCAGCAAAGUCGCGCUGUAUGGCGAGUUCGAGUUUAGGGAAUAG